AAAUCGCGAUGAAUGAUAAAUUCGCUGUUUUUUGGCACACAGCAUAUGCUGAUUUUUACGUACGAUAAUCAUUAGCGGAGUUUCGAUUCGGAGUUUAGGAUCAGAAAGGGAGUGUCUCUCUCAGAGAGAUCUCUCUGCUUUCCAAACUCGGAUUUUUGCAGAUCUCUCUCUCUCUCUCUCUUCGCGUUUCCGAUUCCUCGCGUCUGUGUCAGCCAUGGGUCUCUGGGAAGCUUUUCUGAAUUGGCUAAGAAGCCUCUUUUUCAAGCAGGAAAUGGAGCUUUCUUUGAUAGGGCUGCAGAAUGCAGGAAAAACUUCUCUUGUAAAUGUUAUUGCUACUGGUGGAUAUAGUGAAGACAUGAUACCAACGGUGGGAUUUAAUAUGCGAAAGGUGACUAAAGGCAAUGUCACCAUAAAGUUGUGGGAUCUUGGAGGUCAACCAAGAUUCCGUAGUAUGUGGGAGAGAUACUGUCGUGCAGUUUCUGCUAUAGUUUAUGUUGUGGACGCUGCUGAUGGUGAUAACUUCAGCAUUUCAAAGAGCGAACUCCAUGACCUUCUGAGCAAGCAAUCAUUGAGCGGAAUCCCAUUGCUCGUAUUGGGCAACAAGAUUGACAAACCUGGUGCCUUAUCCAAGCAAGCUUUGACUGAUCAGAUGGGACUGAAAUCAAUAACUGACCGAGAGGUUUGCUGCUUCAUGAUCUCUUGCAAGAACUCUACCAAUAUCGACUCUGUUAUCGAUUGGCUGGUUAAACACUCCAAGUCCAAGAGUUGAAGAUGAGUUUCAACCACUUCUAAUUGCACCUUACAUUCAUGAGAGAUGGGCUGGUUGUUGUGCUCUGGUUUCUUUCCAGUUAUGUCGCAAUGUAUAUUAAAUUAUUUCGUUAAUUCAGAGAGUUAACUAUUUUUCUAUUUAUGAGUGUAUUUCUACCUGUUUUGAAUACUAGUUUUCUAAAUGAAAGAAUGUUCUGUUCUACUACCA
Molecule: messenger RNA, 976 nt
Organism: Ipomoea nil (Japanese morning glory)
Lineage: Eukaryota; Viridiplantae; Streptophyta; Magnoliopsida; Solanales; Convolvulaceae
Product: ADP-ribosylation factor-like protein 8a
Exons: 6
Coding region: 215-769 (184 amino acids)
Biological process (GO): protein transport
Molecular function (GO): GTPase activity; GTP binding
Source: RefSeq, a predicted model, not a curated record